Pieris macdunnoughi is the source of this 1890-nucleotide messenger RNA. NCBI's taxonomy places the organism in Eukaryota, Metazoa, Arthropoda, Insecta, Lepidoptera, Pieridae. The record is from the annotation of a GenBank genome assembly.
AUGAGGCAUUACAGUGUUAUUUAUUUUCAGGUUUUGUAUGCUGUAAUGAAAGGCACGAACGGUGCAGACAUCGAAGGUCUGACUUUGCCCGUGGAUGAAGAUUUUGACCCAAAUAUCCAAUUGGAUAAUUUAGGGCCUAAGACAGUUCCUGCUUCAAGUAUUGAUGUCAAGUUAUGGGCACAGACAAUAUGCUCCCAGCUGGUGCUCUACCUGGGUCAUUGGCCAUUAUGGACAGGAUGCCAGCUCUCCUCGACGGUUUGCGAACAACAUGACAGCAUUCCUUCUCUUGGGACAGAACUCGGUCCUCCGGUACUCACAGCGCCUCAUAUACAAGUCAUGAGAUUGAGUGAUUCCACGUUGGCAUCGUUUAUUGAGUUGCCAGCGUUGGAUUUGCCUCAGGGAGGGACUACCCCAGGACUGGUGACGUCAGACCGUCAAGUGCGCGUGUUAUUGCGUGACAUCACGGGCAAAUCUUGUUGGGACGCCUCUGCGCUGUACUACGACCCUUCGGUGACGUCCGCUGAAGUUAUUGAGCCCUUACCUCUACCUAAAGUUGUAGAGACACCGAGAGACAACACCCUCUCAUCAUUACCGCCGCCAUUACCCCCUGAUCUCCUGCCGGACUACAGGAAUUCACCGCCAGACAAACAUCAACUGGAUCAUGUUUUAGCCUACAUAGGCCAUACGUCACCAGAGGUCACGUGCGGAAGAAGACUGGACGAGGCAGGACCAUCUCCCUUACCACCAGGACUUGAAGAUGAAUUGGUUUGCGCACUCGUAGCUCAUAGGAACGCCGAAAGACACUACCUACAGAAUAGAGACAGUGAGGAAGAUGUAGAAUCCGUUGACAUAUCAUCAAUCAGUGGUUCGAGCGAAAACGUUUUCGCUGCGUCGAGUCAGCUUGUGUCGCAAUUGGGUACUCUGGCGCCUGCGAGACGUGCGCACGCGCAUCUUUUGAAACGCACCGAUAGACUGUUGCGGGAAUUGAGGAAUCUCGAUGCGCAGAGGUGUCGUGAAACGCACAAAGUGGCCGUGAUAUACGUGGGCAAGGGGCAAGAGACAAGAAACGAAAUCUUGUCGAAUCGUUGCGGCAGCGCAGCUUAUGAGGCCUUUUUGGCUGCUCUUGCUUGGGAGGUGGAACUAGAGAGCCACGUGGGUUUCGCGGGUGGGCUCCGAGGCGGAGGAGGCGGAGGCACGAGUGCCCCUUACUUGGCCACUCUCACCUUGGAGGCCCUGUUCCAUGUGGCUACGCGGAUGCCGGCAGACACGCCAGAUGCUAUACUUAACAAGACUCGUCACCUAGGCAACGAUGAAGUGCACGUAGUGUGGAGCGAACAUUGGCGGCCUUACAAGCGAGACACGCUUCCCACUCAGUUCUGUGACGUCCUUAUCGUCUUGUAUCCGCUGCCCGGGGGUUUACUUCGAUGCACUGUCUCUAGGAAGCCGGAUGUUGCCGUGUUCGGUCCACUAUGGGAAGAAUGUAUAGUGCGCGUGAGUUGCUGUGCGGCCUUAGUACGAGGCGCGGCGUUCGCCGGCGGUCGAUCCGUUCGUGCGACGAUGCCCUUGUAUCAGCAUGCGUGCAGCGAACGCGCACGCGAUUUGGACGCACUCGUCGCGACGCACACGCACGCCACGCCCUUCGAGCACUUUGUUACGAGGAUACGCGCCCCGCUUCAUACCCACCAGCAGGAGACAGAUCAGAGUAGCGGCCGUCUCGCGAAUGCCUUACUAGACCACGGCGCUAGCGGCUGGUCCAGCUCAGAACCGCAUACUGUUUCACCUCGCCCUGUCAAACGACUGGGUCCUUUCAAGAGACCCUUACAGCCCACUUCAGCCCCACAUACAGCACCACCCACUGUCCCAGCACCGGCGCCCAGACGUAAUCGGUGA